Vigna angularis (adzuki bean) is the source of this 906-nucleotide messenger RNA. RefSeq lists its product as uncharacterized. The record is from RefSeq and is a predicted model, not a curated record. The transcript is spliced from 5 exons. Gene Ontology annotation, cellular component: nucleolus. The coding region runs from base 143 to 676 and encodes 177 amino acids. Lineage: Eukaryota; Viridiplantae; Streptophyta; Magnoliopsida; Fabales; Fabaceae. Gene Ontology annotation, biological process: maturation of SSU-rRNA from tricistronic rRNA transcript (SSU-rRNA, 5.8S rRNA, LSU-rRNA).
UAUAAGAUAUUAAUAAAUCGUUUUAAAUGUGCGCAUCAUCUUCUAACAGCAAUAGGGUUUCAAAAUUCUGAUCUUUUUCGUCAGCGGCUCCUUGAGCAGUUCACUUAGGUUUGCUUCACCCAUUCUAGACGAAGUCACAGUGAUGGGAAAGAUGGACAAGAAUAGGAAAAAAUCUGGAGGGCAUAGUUCUCCAAGAGAGCAUACGGAUAUGCAGGACCAAGAGAUGGAUAUAAGGAAGAUUAUGAAAGAUGUUGAAAAUUUUAGUUACUCACAUAUGACAUGGAAAGAACGCAAGAAAAUUGAAGAUAGAAAUAUUGUUUCUCUUGGUGGAAAGGCCCCCAAGAAUCAGAGAUUACCUUUAAGUGUGGCACGGCCAAUGAUGAAGAAACAAAAAGAGAGGGAGCAUAAAAUGCUCCAAGAGCGUUUGAUUAUGGGACAAUUUGGGGGAAAGCUCGGAGGUAGCAGUAAGAAAUCAGCUGUGAAGCACAAGCCCGAAAACAAGGGUUUGAAGUUGAGUGAAGGUCAUUUUAGAAAUGGCAUACUCAACGUGAAGCAUUUGUUGAAUUCAGCCCCACCAAGAGAUCGUGAAACUGGAACCAAUAUGUCCAAUACAUGGAAAGGGAAAGGUGGUAAAAAGAAUCAUGGUAAAAAAGGUUUCGGCAAGAAACCCCGUUGAGUACAUCCUUUUUUAUUAAGGUUAUAAAUCUAACAUGUUACUGGUUUAAGCCUUUGCAUAGUACACUAGAAUUCAACAGAACAGAGUGCAACAUGACAAUGAUGUCCUGUGUAUUAUUGUAAUUCAAAACUGAACAAGAUCUUGUGUCUUGUUUUCCGUUUUUGUGCUUAUCUUCUAUAAAGUGGUAUGAAAUAUAAUAUCAAUAACAGAUCAUAGCUGCUUUUUCUUUA